AUGUAUUGCCGGUGCUUCGUGGAAAAGCGCUAUCGCAGGGCGGAAAGUAAACCCCGAAGGCCCCCUCAGCAGGAGGGACCUAACUGGGGGUGGGGGGGGGGGGGUGGGCUCUUGGGGGGGGGGGGGGGGGGGGUGGGGGGGGUGGGGGGGGGGGGGGGGGGGGGGGGGGGGGGGGGGUGGGGGGGGGGGGGGGGGGGGGGGGUGGGGUUUGGGGGGGGGUGGGGGGGGGGGGGGGAGGGGGGGGGGGGGGGUGGGGACCGAGGUCCCGGCCGGGGUGGGGGGGGGGGGGGUGGGAGGGGGGUCUAA
Messenger RNA from Knipowitschia caucasica, 306 nucleotides. The record is from the annotation of a GenBank genome assembly. NCBI's taxonomy places the organism in Eukaryota, Metazoa, Chordata, Actinopteri, Gobiiformes, Gobiidae.